AACAAACAUGGAAGCCUCCGAGUGCUGCACACUGUACGAAGGUUGAUGAUAACUUGAAAGGUUGUCUCCAGACAUACUGUGAACAUGCUCAGCCUGACACUGAGGGAGGUGUCCUUGGCACUCCGGGAGGGAAGGAUCUCCCCAACAGAGCUUUGUAAGAAAUGUCUUAAUCGCAUCAAGAAAACACAGCAUCUAAAUGCUUACCUCACUGUGACAGAAGAGCUGGCCCUGAAGCAGGCACAAGAAGCAGAAACUAGACUGCUGCAGGGUGCUCCCAAAGGUCCUCUGGAUGGAAUCCCCUUUGCGGUCAAGGACAACUUCUGUACAGAGAAUAUCAAGACCACAUGUGCUUCCAGGAUGCUCAAAGACUACAAUCCACCAUACAAUGCUACAGUGGUCCAGAAGCUCCUUGACCAAGGGGCUGUUCUCAUGGGGAAGACCAACAUGGAUGAGUUUGCUAUGGGGUCGGGCAGUACGGACGGGGCUUUCGGUCCAGUGAGGAACCCCUGGAGCUACGCUGCUUCCUACAGAGAGCAGACUGGGGCGGUGCCAGACUCUGACUGGGUCAUCUCUGGAGGAAGUUCAGGAGGAAGCGCUGCAGCUGUGGCCUCACUCACCAGCUACCUGGCUUUAGGUUCGGACACAGGUGGUUCCACCCGUAACCCGGCAGCACUGUGUGGUGUUGUGGCCCUGAAGCCCACCUAUGGCCUGCUAUCCAGGCACGGUCUCAUACCUCUGGUCAACUCCAUGGACGUCCCUGGCAUCAUGACCCGCAGUGCUAGUGAUGCAGCCAUCGUCUUAGGUAUUCUACAAGGCCUGGAUGUGAGAGACUCAACAACAGUCCCAGCCCCCUCAUCACCAACAGAACUGCCUGAAGACUUUGACGUCAAAAAUAUCUGUGUAGGCAUUCCGAAGGAGUACCACGCCCCGGGUCUGUCGGAGGAGACUCUAGCGCAGUGGAGUCGUGUCGCUGACAUGUUCGAGAGGGCGGGGGCGCACGUGAAGCAAGUCUCCCUCCCCCACACCCAGCACUCGAUUGUGUGUUACCACGUCCUGUGCCACGCCGAGGUUGCAUCUAACAUGGCCCGUUUUGACGGCCUAGAAUACGGCCACCGUAGCAAGGUGGACAGCUCAACGGAGGCCAUGUACGCCUCAACCCGACAUGAGGGCUUCAAUGACGUGGUGAGAGGGAGGAUACUGUCUGGCAACUACUUCCUGCUCAAACAAAACUACGAGCACUACUUUUUGAAAGCCCAGAAGGUUCGCCGGCUGAUCGCGGACGAUUUCAAACAUGUGUUCAGCUCAGGUGUUGACGUGCUGCUGACACCAAGCACUCUCACUGAUGCCGCGCGGUACUCCGACUUCAGACAGGAAGACAACCGAACACGCAGCGCGCAGGAAGAUGUCUUCACUCAGCCUGUCAACAUGGCAGGUCUCCCGGCUGUUUCAGUGCCAACCGCUUUAUCAAGACGAGGCCUUCCCAUUGGCUUACAGCUCAUAGGCCCAGCCCUCCAAGACAAGAAGCUGCUUAGUGUUGCCCAGUGGAUCGAGCAGAGGGUUGGGUUUCCCUCCAUCAGUGACUUUGGAGACUCCAGUGAGAGCAGGAAUGAGACGGGUGUGACCAAAAGGGAGCAGAUUUCAGCUGUAUGAAGAGAACCGUGGACACUGUUCACAGAAUCACACUAAAUACAAGCACACAUUGUGGACUUAAGAUGGACUUUCUUUGCUUGUAAGAUGCCAUUUCUGGACUUUUUCAUUGGAAUUAUGUACAUCACUCACAUGAUAGCUUUAAGCAUCUGUAAUGGAAUGAAACACAAUUAUAAGAAGUGUCAAACUGUCUUACAAUAUGCAUCAUGUUUGAGUGGAGAAACGUGUUUUUCAGCCUGUGACAUGCUGCUGUAUUUGUGCUGUUAAAUAAAUGCAAGACAGGUGGAUUAUCUUGA
Molecule: messenger RNA, 1943 nt
Organism: Thunnus maccoyii (southern bluefin tuna)
Lineage: Eukaryota; Metazoa; Chordata; Actinopteri; Scombriformes; Scombridae
Gene: qrsl1
Product: glutaminyl-tRNA amidotransferase subunit QRSL1
Exons: 11
Coding region: 85-1650 (521 amino acids)
Biological process (GO): mitochondrial translation; glutaminyl-tRNAGln biosynthesis via transamidation
Cellular component (GO): mitochondrion; glutamyl-tRNA(Gln) amidotransferase complex
Molecular function (GO): glutaminyl-tRNA synthase (glutamine-hydrolyzing) activity
Source: RefSeq, a predicted model, not a curated record